This is a messenger RNA of Sesamum indicum (sesame), 3023 nucleotides long. RefSeq names its product V-type proton ATPase subunit a3. Gene Ontology annotation, molecular function: ATPase binding; proton-transporting ATPase activity, rotational mechanism. Gene Ontology annotation, biological process: proton transmembrane transport; vacuolar acidification. Gene Ontology annotation, cellular component: vacuolar proton-transporting V-type ATPase, V0 domain; vacuolar proton-transporting V-type ATPase complex. The record is from RefSeq and is a predicted model, not a curated record. NCBI's taxonomy places the organism in Eukaryota, Viridiplantae, Streptophyta, Magnoliopsida, Lamiales, Pedaliaceae.
UUUUUUCUUUUUCCCAGAAAAACAACAAUACAAAUAUUGAACCAGCUCGGCAUCCCUCUCCCUCUGGCGUUUGUGAUCUAUCUAUGACUCGUUACUAUCACAUCACAUCAUCAUCUCAUCUAACAUAAAGAUAAAACUGGAGAGACUUCUCGGGUAGAUAGUUAAGAUAGUGAUUGAAUAAGGUUAUACAUUGUCACGGUGGAAAAUGGGGGAGCGCGGGAGAGGAGGAUGCUGUCCGCCGAUGGAUCUGAUGCGGUCGGAGCCUAUGCAACUCGUCCAACUCAUUCUCCCCGUUGAGUCAGCUCACCUCGCCGUUUCUUACCUCGGUGACCUCGGCCUUAUUCAAAUCAAAGACCUGAAUGCAGAAAAAAGCCCAUUCCAAAGAACAUAUGCCAUUCAGAUUAAAAGAUGUGGAGAAAUGUCACGGAAAUUAAGAUUUUUUCGGGACCAAAUGUCAAAGGCAGGGUUGGCACCCACAACAAGAUCUCUACCACAAGAUGUGCUCAAUUUAGAUGACCUUGAGGUUAAACUUGGAGACCUUGACGCUGAGUUAGUCGAAAUAAACGCAAAUGGUGAAAAGUUACAGCGUUCCUAUAAUGAACUAAUGGAAUACAAGCUUGUUCUGCAAAAGGCUGGAGAAUUUUUUAACUCUGCGCUGAGCAGUGCUGAGGCCCGUCAAAGAGAAUACGCAUCACAUCAAAGUGGUGAAGAGUCCUUGGAAACCCCACUGUUGUCAGAGCUGGAAACGGCAAACGAUUUAUCCAAGCACGUUAAGCUGGGAUUUAUUGCGGGACUUGUUACGAGAGAAAAGUCGAUGGCCUUUGAGAGGAUUUUAUUCCGAGCUACCAGGGGUAAUGUGUUUCUUAAGCAGGCUGUAGUUGAUGAGCCGGUCAUUGAUCCUGUAUCAGGAGAGAAGGUUGAAAAAAAUGUGUUUGUAGUCUUCUUCUCUGGAGAGAGGGCUAAAAACAAAAUCCUCAAAAUAUGUGAAGCUUUUGGAGCAAAUCGAUAUUCUUUCAGUGAGGACGUAUCGAAGAAAACUCAAAUGAUUACUGAGGUCUCUGGGAGACUCUCAGAGUUAAAGUCAACAAUAGAUGCAGGAGCAGUUCAUCGCGGGAACUUAUUACAAACUAUUGGAGAACAAUUUGAGCAGUGGAACCUUUUGGUGAGGAAGGAGAAAGCCAUUUACCACACUCUGAAUAUGCUCAGCAUAGAUGUAACAAAGAAAUGUCUUGUGGCAGAAGGGUGGAGUCCUGUUUUUGCAACAAAACAGAUUCAGGAGGCAUUGCAUAGAGCCACACAUGACUCCAAGUCUCAGGUUGACGCUAUUUUCCAAGUCUUGUAUACACGUGAGAUGCCGCCAACAUAUUUUCGGACAAACAAGUUCAAUUCAGCUUUCCAAGAGAUUGUUGAUGCUUAUGGAGUGGCCAAGUAUCAGGAAGCAAAUCCUGGUGUAUUCACUAUUGUCACAUUCCCAUUCCUUUUCGCUGUCAUGUUUGGAGACUGGGGACAUGGCAUAUGCCUUCUACUUGCCACAUUAUACUUUAUUGUCAGAGAAAAAAAACUCUCUAGUCAGAAACUUGGAGACAUCAUGGAAAUGACAUUUGGUGGGCGUUAUGUAAUCAUGUUGAUGGCAAUAUUUUCAAUUUACACGGGGUUUAUCUAUAAUGAGUUUUUCUCGGUGCCAUUUGAAUUAUUUGCUUCUUCAGCAUAUGCAUGUCGUGAUCCAUCUUGCAGGGAUUCUACUACUGUGGGCUUGAUCAAGGUCCGAGACACUUACCCAUUUGGAGUGGAUCCUGCAUGGCAUGGGACACGUAGUGAGCUGCCAUUCCUUAAUUCACUAAAAAUGAAAAUGUCAAUCCUACUUGGAGUUGCCCAAAUGAACCUGGGAAUAAUAAUGAGCUUUUUUAAUGCUCUAUUCUUCAAAAAUAGCCUAAAUGUAUGGUUCCAAUUUAUUCCCCAGAUUAUAUUCUUGAACAGUCUGUUUGGAUACCUUUCUGUCCUUAUCAUCAUUAAAUGGUGCACCGGAUCCCAAGCUGACCUUUAUCAUGUGAUGAUCUACAUGUUUCUGAGUCCUACUGAUGAGCUUGGUGAGAACCAGCUUUUCCCUGGUCAGAAGACAGCUCAGCUUGUGCUGUUACUUUUGGCUCUUGUCUCUGUCCCAUGGAUGCUGCUUCCGAAGCCUUUCCUUUUGAAGCUGCAACACAGUAGGCAGCAGGGGGAUUCAUAUGCACCCCUUCCAGAUGCAGAAGAGUCUUUGCGAUCAGCAGCAAAUCACGAUUCCCAUAGUCACGAGGAGUUUGAGUUCAGUGAAGUGUUUGUACAUCAGCUCAUACAUACAAUAGAAUUUGUGCUUGGGGCAGUUUCAAAUACAGCUUCUUAUCUUCGUUUAUGGGCUCUCAGCCUUGCCCACUCUGAGCUGUCAGUUGUGUUCUAUGAGAAGGUUCUUCUUCUGGCAUGGGGGUACAAUAAUGUAGUUAUCCUUAUUGUUGGCAUCAUCGUCUUCAUUUGUGCAACCGUUGGAGUAUUGUUAGUGAUGGAAACACUCAGCGCCUUCUUGCAUGCGUUAAGACUUCACUGGGUGGAAUUUCAAAAUAAGUUUUACGAGGGAGAUGGAUACAAGUUUUAUCCAUUCUCAUUGGCUUUGCUCGACCAUGAAGAAGAAUGAUACUCUGGUGACUAAACUAUGAGCUAAAUAAAGAUUUUUUUGUGAAUGCGCACAACAUGGGCGUCUCUUGAUUCUUUAAUUUGGACACCAUGCGUACGGAUUGUAUUGUUUAAUUUAUAUUGGUAAUGAAGCUUUAGGCAUCCGGUCUCUCUUCUCUGUCUCUCCUGUUGUAUCAUUUUCUCACUGAGAAUUGAAGGCAGAGGAUAAUAAGCAGGUAUAUUUGAGUACUGCAUCUAUGAACAACAGUUACGCCCAACAGGCGCAUUAUGUAAUUUAUUCCCCUACUUAUUUUCGUGAUGCAACUUGACAUGGAUUUAGCACUCCGUGAAUAUAAAGAAAAUUGAUAUUUCCCGUCUUA